Molecule: messenger RNA, 5974 nt
Organism: Nyctereutes procyonoides (raccoon dog)
Lineage: Eukaryota; Metazoa; Chordata; Mammalia; Carnivora; Canidae
Gene: PPP1R3G
Product: protein phosphatase 1 regulatory subunit 3G
Exons: 7
Coding region: 87-971 (294 amino acids)
Biological process (GO): regulation of glycogen biosynthetic process
Cellular component (GO): protein phosphatase type 1 complex
Molecular function (GO): protein phosphatase 1 binding; glycogen binding
Source: RefSeq, a predicted model, not a curated record
CCCGGCGGCCGCCGCUAAAACCCGAGGCUCCGGGGCCGGGCCGGGCUGGGCCGGGCCGCGCGCUCCCGCCGAGGCCCGACGGCCGCAUGGAGCCCCCCGCCGAGGAGGACGCGGCGCCGCGGCAGCGGGAGGAGCCCCCGGAGGCCCGCGGCGGCCCGCGCCCGGCGUCGGUGCCCGCGGACCGGCUCCCGCCGGCGGCGCUGCUGCGGGGGGCGCGGCCGGGCGCGGGCGCCGAGGGCGGCUGCUGCGCCAAGUGCACGAAGCGGGUGCAGUUCGCCGACGCGCUGGGGCUGAGCCUGGCCAGCGUGCGGCGCUUCAGCGAGGCCGAGGGGCCGCGGGUGCCGCCCGCCGUGCUGCUGCGCCUCGGCGGCCGCCCCCCGCGCGCCCGGGCCCCGGCGCCGCGGCCCCGCCUGCGGCCGCUCUUCCAGCUCCCGGGGCCGGGCGCGGCGGCCGAGCGCCUGCGGCGGCAGCGCGUGUGCCUGGAGCGCGUGCAGUGCUCGGCCGCCGGGGGCGCGGCGGUGACGGGCUCGGGCCGCGUGCUGGGCUGCCCGGGGCCGCGGGCCGUGGCGGUGCGCUACACCUUCACCGAGUGGCGCUCCUUCCUCGACGUGCCGGCCGAGCUGCAGCCCGAGCCCGCGGAGCCGCGGCGGCCCGAGGCGGCGUCGGGGGCGCGCGGGGACGCCGAGCCGGGGCCGGGGCCGGAGCGGGAGCCGGGGCCGGGGCCGGAGCCGGAGCGGGAGCCGGGGCCGGGGCCGGAGCCGGAGCCGGAGCCGGAGCCGGAGCCGGGCGCCGAGCGCUUCCACUUCUCGCUGAGCCUGCCGCCAGGCCUGCAGCCCGAGGCCGGGGACGCCGCGCCGGGCGCCGCCGUGCACUUCGCCGUGCGCUUCCGCUGCGCCCAGGGCGAGUACUGGGACAACAACGCGGGCGCCAACUACACGCUGCGCUUCGGGCGCCCCCCGGACGCGCCCUGAGCCCCGCGCCUGCCCGCGCCCCUCCUCCUGCACGAAGGCCCUGGCCCUGCGCGCGGCCGCCCACCUCGGGACUCGCUUGCAGCCCUGGACGCGCCGUCACUUUGCUGCGGGAAGGACGCGCAUCCUGGCGUCGCGCGGGGGCAGGCCUGCUCCUCCACCUCCCCCGCUCCGGGGUGGUGGGGGGCGCCUGGCUGGGCUGUGUCCUUGUCUGCCCCUUACCUGGGGUCUGGGUGUUUGCACAGCCCGGACAUGAUUUCCGUGGGCCUCCGUGUACACCUGCCCUUGAAAGAGUAAAGGCCACCUGCACGCCCUCUGUGCACACUGCUCUUGGUCCCGCAGCUCCUGCGCCGUUCGGGAGGUCUGGCUGGUCAGGGAGGGGAUCUCCCUCGGCGGAUCAGGCUGGCCCUUUCACGAGACUUAAGCAGUAUUUAUUUUCCACGUUUCCUUUUUUCAGUCUUCCCUCUCUGAUGCGGAGAGGCCCAGAUGGCCCAUUCUUUAAAGCCUUUUGCAGAAGGCGCUUGGUGACUUGGAACACUAGUGGGCCUGCGGUCCCCGGCAGGGUCGCUGACCCUCAACCCCUGUGUGCAGGCAGGGCACAUAACAGCCGCUAGACUUCUCUUGGGCCUUUAGCAGUCAGAGAAGUUGGGCUCUCAGGGGCUGGAUGAUGCGGGGCGAGGUCGGGUGUCUUUCUGUCCGGACUCGGAGCCACAGCGGGUAGUGGUGACCUGACAGAGGAGGAGGCAUGCCCAGCAGGCGCAUGCUGCUCAGAACCAGAUGGGUACUCUCAGGCUGGACUUCUUCACUCACCUGCCGAUGGCCCUGGAUGCCAAGAUGAUGUGGCCCUGCAUGAGCGGGGCUGGUCAGCAUCCUGAGAGAGGACCCGAUUUUCAACCAUGCCGUGCUUAGUCUUUGGUAAUUUGUCUGUCUUUGGUUGUCGUAUUUUCUGGCACAUGAUUGCUACAAGCAGUUCACUGCGUCAUGGUAAUGUUUAAGGAUGGAUGGCUUCUACUGUUGCUUUUUAGGAACCAGGGUAGGCAUUCUACGGCCCAUGGGCCUAAUUCAGCCUGAAAUCUGUUCUCGUAGGGCCCGAGAGCUAAAAAUGAUUUUUACAUGUUUAAACACUUGGAAAAAUUCAAAGGAAGAAUACGGUUUCGUGACACAGGAGAAGUGUGUGAAAUUCAGAUUUCGGUGUCCAUAAAUAAAGUUUUAUUGGAACACAGCCAUGCACAUUCAUUUACAUAUAAUCUCUGACUGCCUUCCUCUACAAGAGCAAAGUUGAGUAGAUGCAACAAAAACCAUAUGGCAAAAGCUAAAAUAUUUACUAUAUGGCCCUUUAUGGAAAGCUUGCCAACUCUUGCUCUAGAGAAGUGUUUUUAACAUAUAUGCUGAGAGUUACACUUAAUAAAGCAGCUAAACUUUUUAGUAAGGUUUGCCACUUGAAAUUAACCUCUUUUAUUUAGAGGUAAUACUGUUUCUAUUACUUUCAGUAAUCUUGAUCAGAAUAAACACGAAGACACCAAAGGUACAACUAUUACUAUACAGGGGAGGAGAAUCUACUUGUCAUCUUUCAUCUAGGAUUAAUAAUAAAUCAGUACAGCUGAAAUAUAGCAUCCAUCCGAACUGACGUCAAGCUACCAAAACUGACGGAUACAUCAAAAUGAGAUGCAUCAAAAUGAGAUGUCUUAAGCCAUAGAAAUAUUUAGUUUAGCCUCUGCUUUGGAGACCUCCCUUUUGACCACGGCAGUAUUUGCCAAAGGGCUGGCAUUCUGGUGGAAGUGUAAGAGCUGACAACCAUGCCCAGCUCCAGGGGUCCGAACUCCUUCCGCUCAGCUCAGCGACCGCCACUGGCCUCUACUAGAAGCUUCCAGCUUCUUCCUCAUGGGCAGGUCCUUUGAAACUGUUACCCGAGGUCAUUUCCUGAGGACAGUCAACGGCAUCUUCAUGUAUCCUGGAAUGGGAAAUUGUGCCUGAAAAUCUGAACUGAAUAAACAUGGAAAACAGAUCCUCUGUUAUUUUGGACUUUGCGAUUUACCCUCGAGUCAUUAAAAAUGAAUUUACGCAUCAGUCAACAUGCCCAGAGAGACUACUUUUCUGGCAGAGGAAACAACAGCUUCAAAAUGGGGUUGUACGAGCCUUGAGUUCUGGGGGUGAGGGCUGCGCUGCCCGGCACUACCGACCACCGACCACCGCCUGGAGCCGUGAGAAGGUCGGAGGGGAUGACACUCCCACCUUGGGCUCAGGCCUGGGCCACCAUUGUCCUCCCGCAGGCCCUGCAGCCUCUGGCCCGAGCAGAAGCGUGCUGCUGGCCACUGCGAGCCUUGGCUUUUGACUCUGCCCCUUCCAGGCGGUUCAGACAAUCUCACAGACGCAGGCUUCACUCUCCAGAUCACUAUGUUACAGCCCAGGGGUUCUAAAGGGAUUCAGCAACAUUCUCUGUAGUCCGAAGAGUCCGAGGCGACGCAGAUGCCUGUGGUGGUUUCUACUGAUUUCAUUCUGACGGUAAAUGUUGCCCAUCAUCCUCGGAAUGUAGGAAGAAUGAGCGAAGCUCCCAAUGUGCUAACCCAACUGUUCUUGUCACCGUACUAAGCCAACAGGCCACUUGUUUCCUGUUGUUCACAUGAUAGGAUGUACACUGUGUACGCGUGUUGUCGUAACAUACACACCGCACAUAUAUGCUCAUCUGACGUACAUCUUCGUGUUUCCUUGAGGCAGCUUCUUCCAAGGUGAUCCACCCUGGGUUAAGAAACUACUUUUGGAAGCCUUCCUGUUUGGUGUUGUUGAAAACCCAUUCUUUGGGACCUGUUUUGAUUUUUGUGGCCACUCUCUUCUGAUCUGCUUCCUUUCCCUCUAAACUGUUCCUUGUCAGCCCCUCUGGGACUGAUUCUCCUUCUGCCUGCCACACAGUUCCCCGGAAAUCCACCUUUAACUCUUUUUUUCUCUUAUAAAGAUGCUGAAAAUUCUACUGGGGAAGGCAAUAUAGAAUUCCUUUUUUUUUUUUUUUUUUAAGUAAGCUCCAUGCCCAACUCACGGCCCUGAGAUGAAGAGCUGCGUGCCCUACCGACUGAGGCCACCCUCCCCUCAGUCACCUCAUCAGAAAUCUAUCCAUUCUUUCAGCAAGAGUGGACGGAGCUCUUCUCAUGGGGCCGGCACAGCCAUGGUGUUGGGAGAAGUGGGACUGCCGCAUUGCAAACCUGUAUCUGCUACGGUGGAAUGCACACGGAGCCCUCUGACCAGAAGUCCCACAGAUGUACAGAUGUGUAUAUGCAUGCACACCUAGAGGCACACAGGAGGAAGUUUCUAGCAGCGUUGUUCCUAACCUGGGAACCAUGCCUCCCGCAGUCAUGGGCAGCACAUAGAGAUCCUUACAUCGUAUCCGAGGCACGGUGGAUGGAUCGGCAAGAGCUGCAGGUGCACACAUGCCAUGCUGCAUCUCCCUGAGACAGACCCCCCUCGAGCUACAGUUGUGGGCAGAACUUGUCUGUGGUGUCCUAACUUGUCAGUUAUGUCUCUCUCUUGCUGAAGAGAAGGGCUGAUUGAUUUGGGAAGAUUCCCACGGGACGUGAUGCCGCUUGCCAGGACUAGUUCCCUCAGUCCUCACAACUGGCAGUUGGGGCCUGGGGAGGGGAAACACCGUUCCUCCACUCCUGGCCCCUGGAUUUCUCCCUCGCUGGUGGGCUCUUGCACCCUCCUGUCUGCUGCCCACGGUGACCUGCUGGGUGGGCCGCAGCCGUCUGCCCACGUUUUCCGGUUGUGUGGGCUCCUGCACAAGUUCUGAGGGCGUCUCCUCUCACGGCAGCAGUGGGGGGCCACAACCUGGGCAGUGUGUACACUCUGCAGACUCACACUCACCUGGUGUGAAGGGUCUCCUUGGGAAUAGGGAUGUAUUUGGCCCAUUUUGACUCACACAUUUGUAGACUUGGUCCCUGUAGCCUGCGCCAAUAACAAAGAUGCCGUUCUGUUCCUACAGGACCUUCGUUGGUCUUAUUUCUCAAGUGGUACAAAGCUUGGGCCACUGGACUCCCCUGGGACUUCAACACGACUCUGGGAGAGACAUAUUAUUCCGAUUUUAUAAUUAAAGCAAUUGAGUCUCCGAGAGGUUGAGUAAUGCGCCGAGUAAGAGAUUGAGCUUGGAUGUGAAUCCAGGACAGCCCGACCCGCAUCCAUUCUCUCGUCCGUGUUCAGCUACAACAAACACAAAGAAGACAACAUACCAAGUUCAUCCAUAAGAAGCAAAGGUCCGGAUUUCAUUCAACAGCAUCAGUCAAUGUUCCAAACUGCAAGUUACAGAAACCAGCGCCAGCCAGCUGGAGCAAACAGGGGCGUCCGUCUGAUGGAUGUGGGGCUACCACGUGCAUCGGAAGGCAGCUGGGCCUCUCAGGGCCACCAGAAUCAGGAGGCUCUCUCUGCCUCCUCCCGCUCCGAUCUGCUGCAUUCGUCUCUCCCUGCAGACUAGCAUCUCCUCUCCGUCUGCAUGACGGAUGGAAGGUGGCUGCUCUGCAUCUUCCGAGUCUGUGCCCUCCAGUUCCAGCAAAGAGCCCAGCUGGAAAUGGAACUCUCGUGCCUGGUUCUGAGUUUCUUUCUUUCUUCUUCUUCUUUUUUUUUAUUGUUUUAAUAUUUUAUUUAUUUAUUCAUGACACACCCACAGAGAGAGAGGCAGAGACACAGGCAGAGGGAGAAGCAGGCUCCAUGCAGGGAGCCCAACGUGGGACUCGAUCCUGGAUCUCCAGCAUCAGGCCCUGGACUGAAGGCAGCGCUAACCCACUGAGCCACCCGGCCUGCCCCCUGGUUCUGAGUUUCUAAGAGAAAAAAUUCGGCCCACUUUGGGUCAGACAGGGUAUGCAUCUCUGUUCCAUUAGCUGCGGCCGGAAGUGGGGUAGGAUUAUAAUGUGAAAUGGUUGUCAAGAACCCCCGAUGCCUGUUGGGGUCUCGGGAGGUGGGCAGACACCCCAAAGUGUCUCUACUGCAACACAGUAAAACACACAGUAAUGUGAACCGCAGACCUA